Messenger RNA from Lepisosteus oculatus (spotted gar), 3452 nucleotides. It is a transcript of the gene brat1, whose product is annotated as BRCA1-associated ATM activator 1. NCBI's taxonomy places the organism in Eukaryota, Metazoa, Chordata, Actinopteri, Semionotiformes, Lepisosteidae. Gene Ontology annotation, cellular component: nucleus. Gene Ontology annotation, biological process: DNA damage response; positive regulation of protein phosphorylation; cell population proliferation. The record is from RefSeq and is a predicted model, not a curated record.
AGGGUUGGGCUUUUCACAAAUCCCAAAUUCGGAGAUUUUAUUGAUUGUGAUGUGUUAGUCAUCGUAAAUUAUGUUAAACUGAGAAACGUUUAAAUGUAGAAUCUCUAUAUUUGUUUUAUUGUAGAAGUCUGUAACUAUCUUUGAUUGUUUAUGAUUAGUAAGGACAGAAGAGCACGUGGUAAAAUGAAUGUGUGUUGUGUACUAUAAUUUUCUCUUUAAUUUUUGUGAAUUCUUAUUCUUAACCAAAGUAAAGUUGUAGCUACACGUGACUUAAACACUAGAUUGGGAUCCCACCCUUCACUUUUCAGACGUUAACGACAAUUUUUCGUUGAACGUAUAUCUACGCCUCGGCGUUCAUCUUUGUGUUUGCCACAAUAAGAUAAGGAAGCUGCAAACUCCGAUAACCAAAACAAUGGAUAGUGAAUGUGCAGAGCUGCUACCUCUUGUCUGUACAGUUCUUGUUAAUCCAAAGCAGUCACUCCCUGAUGAUACCUGCUUUGAGAAGCUGCUGGACUGGUUUAAAGACCUAACAAAAAAGGUAUCUGGGGCAUCUUUGCUGCAGCACAAUCCAUGUUUAACUGAAUUGAUAUCCAGUGUGUGUAAAUUGAAGACAAAUGAACCCACUGUUCUCUCCUUUGUACUGAGACUGGUUGGGAUCUUAGCUGCUACUGAAGAGGGAUUUUGCUUUUUAGAGGAACAGGACAUUUUGCACAGUCUCUUUGGAAACCCAGGCCUGACCCACACAGAGCUGUGGGAUGAGGCAAUAGUGCGCAGUGGGUGGAUCAAUGGAUUAUGGAGCAUGCUCCAGCACUGGAGGGUUAUGCAUUUCAUCAUAAUGAACGAUUUUACUAAAAUGAUCCUGAAUUUACAAAUAGACAGAAGCCUCUUUGUUGCUUCAGCAGCUAAUCAGCUUUUGGCUCACAUUUUAAACUUCCCAAAGAAAGUACCUGCACAUUCAUCUUCAGACAACAGUGAUAUUUGGCAGAACUCUGUGGCCUGUGAAUGUAACACCUAUGCUGAACAAACUGAAUGGGCUAACUGCAGCAUUAAAAUUGCACAACAUUUGGGAGAUGCACUGCAUUCUGACAUCUCCUUCCACACCCAUCAGUCCUUAAGGCUCCUGACUUUGGCUCUGGUACACUGCCAGCCGCAGGUCAUGGAAGUACUCUGGCAGAAGACGGAGGCUGCUAUUAAGACACGGAUGGGAAAUGGCCAGAUCGUGAUGGAACAGCCAUUCUUGGAAGUCCUUCUAACUGCAUCAAGGACUGCUCUCUUGAACAAAGAGGACUCCAACUUGGUAAAUCUGAUGGAUCUGAUGCUGUGUACUCUGAACCCCACACAAGCUAUUCCCUUUGCUUUAGGAAUAUUCAAAUUAGAAAACUGCCCACAUAUUUUGAGGAGCAAGGCCAUUCAAGUAAUCCUCCAGCCACUAGACUGUAUUAUGGCUGCAAUAGAUGAACAACAACAGUCUUCAGUUUUGGAGGGUGGAUUUGUUCUUGAAAAAUUGGCUACAAAGAAGCAGCUGUCCCAGAAAGGAUCCUGUUCAUCUUUACUUUGCCUUUCAUUGUACCACACGGAAGAGCUGUUAUGCAUGGACACACUGCACCUGGAGGUUCCAGGCAAGUCCCUGUUCUGCUCUGUUCUCACAGUGCUAAGGGCUUGCAUUGGAAUGGCACUCCCCUGCAGCUCAAAAAACAGCAACAUCUUCAAAAACUUGAUUGGCUGUACCAAGGUCCAGAAGUCGGCAAUGGAUACACUGAGCAGGCUUGCACAGUGCUCAGGAAGCAGUGAAUUUUUGAGUGAGGCUUUCUUGGUUCUUCACGAGUAUCUCCAAAAUUCUGACACGGAUUCCUCAGUAGGAGUCAAUUUCUUGUUUUAUUUGUAUACUGUAUACAGUGUAUCACACUGUUUGUGUCUGUUUGAAAUAAUGAGCCUAUUCUUCCCAUUUCAGGUUCUCACAAAAGCUAUGCAAGCCGUCUUAAACUGGUUGUUUUGCUGUUCUGAAAUACCAUUAACUUGGUUGUUUCUUAAACAAGAUCUGUUUUCGGUGUUGGAGAAGCGUCUCUGUGAUGUUCGAUGGGAGGUUAGAGAUUCAACCCUGGAGUUUUUAACUCGGCUUACCAUACAGUUUCAAGACAAAGGGGGAUUUCCUGCAAUCCUGAUGAGUACUGGGGUUCCUAGCCUCCUGCAUUCUUUGCUGUCUGACCCUGAAAGUUAUGUGCGAGCAAGUGCGAUCUGUGCCCUGGGACAAACUUCCUUUGUCAUGGGCAAAGAAGAGGACAUGAAAUCUGUCCCUGGAGUGCAGAAGGAGCUUGCAUCACAUUUAGUGGACAUAUUGGCCAAUGACACGGAGUGCUUUCCCAGAAGGGCUGUGGUCAGAGUCUUCUCUAAGUGGCUAAAGCACCCAUCCCAACAGCCAAUUCAGCAUUUGGAAAAAAAUGCCAUUACUGUGCUAGAUCUGGGCAGCAACGACUUAGACUGGGAAGUCAAAAUUCACACACUAGAGCUUGCAGAAAUUUGGAUCAGUCAGACUCUGGCAAAACCUGUUUUGUCAUGUUGUCCUUACACUGUGGCUUUGCCCACACACUCUGUCUUGAGCCUUACCGAGUCCAUACAGAAGCUUCUUGAUUUAAAAAUCUUUGAUGUUCUCUUUAAUGGAUUGUUUGACUGUGAUAGGCCAGUGGCACAGAAGGCAUGCUCAAUUCUCUUGUCACUGAAACGUGUUAUCAUUGAGGAUAGCAGUUUUACACGUUGCACUUUGACCUAUGACCUAAAAGGACAACAGUGGGCAGCAGAUACACUAACAAAAUACUUCUCCAAAAGAAGUGAGUCUGUCCAUGUCAGUACAGAUCAACAAAGACAACUUGGCAUUGUGGAAGUUCUUUCUUCACUGGAUUUGGAAGCAAUGCAGCAAACCUUGGGACAGAGUAGUGACCACAUAGAAAAUAGCCCUCGUUCCCUCCUGAAAGACAUUCUAGCAGCUACUCACACUACAGCGGACAAUGCUGUGGACUGUUACUAAUUUAAUCAGUUUGCAAUUUUUUCUGUAAUGUCAAAUAACUUAUAUUUUUAUAUUUCUGUUUCUAUAAUGCAUUUGAUCAUGAUAUGCCUCGUGUUCUGUUCCCUUCACAAAGUAUAUGUCUUCUCAGGAAGUUAGAUUUUUUUAUCUGUAUACAAGUUUCAGAUCAUUUUAGAACAUAAAUCUGGUUGCUUAUAAAUGCAUGGAUUUGUAUAUUUUUAAAGUAACAGUAAAUGUGUAGUUAGGCAGUGUUCAUAAGCUGUCUAUUCUCUGCAUAAGCCACAGUCCAAGUUAAUCGUGAGAUAUAUUGUAAGAGUGCAUUGCUUGUAUUGUAUCUCAUGAUCUGUAAGAGAAAGUGUGGGGAAAAAACUGGUAGGAGACAGUUAACGUAUGUCUGAUGGAGCACACAAUAAAAGAAGUAAGUUUUCAACAA